ACACCUCUUUGACUCGCUGGUGGACAUCUGUCGAAAAGCCCCUGUAUGCCACCUUGGCUGACUUUAGCCUUGGGCAAUUGCCUCGAUCGAUACAUCAGAGUGCAUAUACAUCCUAUCUCAAGGCACACGCGGUCAUCACAAACAUCCUCGGGACGCAGGUCAUCUUUAAGAAUCAAGACUCGCUCGAAGCGGCGCCUGACAACUGUGGCCAGCUCAUUGCUCAUGCUCAAGAAAUCAUGCGUCGGAUCAAGGAUAUCGUGGAUCAGUGCAAAGCACAGGCCACGUCUUCGACCUCGAUCAUGUACAAGCAGCCUAAGUCCUCAACCUCGAGCUCGCUUUCACUCUCAACAACUGUCCGACCAGGAUUGACUUCGUCACACCCCUCACAACGAUCAAUCGCUACGAUAUCACGGAUCACCAAACGGACAAAGAAGAAUAUACCGAUGAUACCUAUUUCACCCCUGACAAAGCAGGCGCUCUCACAAUCGUAUGCGCUCUCGCAGGUCAGCCAGAGGCUUGAGCAGGCAAAACAAGGAUUGAGCCCACAGGGAAAUCCCUCCCUUUCAGUAACCCGCGAUCUCGCCAACCUGAGACGACUUAUCGAAGAUGUGCGUAUUCAAAGGGCAAAAUUGGACUCGAUCAACCUUCAGGUUCACUCUGUCGCCACCUCAACCAUCAUCUCAUGGGAACCGGAUCUGAUCGCCAGGCAACUGACCAUUAUCGAUACGCAGCUCUUCAAGGACGUUAUUGUACCAAAGGACCUCGUUCGGGCGGAUCGCAAACUAUACCCUGCUCAGCACUGUAUCGAUUUCGAGACCUAUGUCGCCCACAGUGUCGCUCACCUUUUACUCGUGGAGUGGAACACUUGUCGUCAACCAUCGCCAGUCAAUACCCCCGCAGUAUCCAAGGACCAUCAUACACAUGCUCCAGUCAAUGCAGUAGCACACAUGAUCAGAGUUGCAAAUAUCCUCUUGAACGUCUACAGGAACUUCAACAGCUUCAUGGCGGUCAUGAGGGCGCUCACUAGCCCUGAAAUCAAGCGCAUGCACAAACUGUGGUCCGGUGUCAGUUCCAAGGCAAAGGACAGCUUCAAGCGACUCAUUUCGAUCUACUGUGCGCACGACAACGUCCAAUACUACAAGGAAGCACUUGUGCAAAAGCUGGACGCUUUUCAGGAUGUGGGCAAGGACGCCGUCAUUGCUAUUCCCUGGAUGAGAUACCAUGUGGAUGAGGUCAAGGGGAUCAUUAAUUCCUAUCUGACAGGACACGAACCCUCAGGCGGAUCGGCCGAUAUUGUCCUGUCCGCGCCGGGCGCUAGGAAGCUGUCUGCAGUUACUGCAUUGUUGAUGCAAUGCCGCACAAACGGAUCCAGCGCUUUCGAUCGUCAGGACAUGGAUGACCGAGCCUCACAGUCCGGAUCAACACAUACCAAACAUCGCGAACCAGUUCAGAUCGAUGGCCUAAAGGCGCCACUCACGCCUAUCUGGGACUUGGUCUCUCUUGGCGCUGGCGAUAUUGCGCUCCAUCACUGGCUUCUGUCGCGCCCAUUCCUCAACAAACAUCAGCUGAUUGACGAGAGUCUGGAGAUUGAACCACUGUUCAAUGGCGAGGAGCUGCCAUGCUACGAGGCGCCAUUUGACAAUGACAACAGCGAAGAAUCCGAACCGAUGUUGGGGGAUGCAGCGCAGGACGAUUCUUUUGAGCAUGUCAUCCCUCCAGAGCACGAUCUUGAGCCUUUGCCCGAGCCGUCAGUACCGAAGCCCAAGGAGAGACCAUCCUUGCCACGGACGCCAGUUUCGGAAACAGAGAUCAAUCAAAUCAUGAACGAACUGUUGGACGAUGAUGCUAGUGACAGCAAGGGACUCUUUGACGAUAUCAACACGGAUUCGGAUGAUAAUGUCGACCAAGCAGAGCAAAGGCCGGGUAUUGGUCAACCACGAGCUUCGUCUGGGCGCUCUCGUGAUGUUCUCAGCUUCUUGGGCAUCGAUGCAGAGGAUUAUUCGGACAGCGACAAUGAUGGUGAUCAAGACAACAGGAUGGUACGAAAGCCUUCCACUUCUGACAAGGGCAAAGGAAAGGCAGUUGAGAUCGACGAUGCCGAGGAAAUCAACAAACUGCUCGCUCAGGUUAAAGGCCUGGUUCAUGAGUCAAGGAGUCAUACUGCAGAUGUGGAGUCUACUCGUGCGUCCGAAGGUCUUGGCUUGGACUUUCAAGGUGACGUCCAUGAGGGUCGGGAUGACGAUGAAUAUUUUAGCUCUAAUAGGAAGACCUUUGAGUCUUUCGAGCAGGGUGACGAAGAUGGGAGGGAGUAUGUGAGCUCGGGCAGGGCAUUCGAGCCCUUCCAGCAGGGUGACGAGGAAGAUCAAUUCGACUUUGACGGUGAACAGCAACCAUCUGGAGAAAGCCCAUCUGGCGUUGAAGGCCCAUCUGGCGUUGCAGAGGUAUCAACCUUACUGUCUCUGGAAUCACUACGAAAACAGCUCAAGGAUGUAGGCCGGCAAUCGGAUGCCAUCAUUUCAACGAGUGAGGCAUCAAAUAAGGGCGCCAUCCAUAAGCAGGAGGACAGGACGUCAGAGACAGUCAUCAAGAGGACCAAUUUCAGCUCUAGUCCGCCAAUGUCACGAAUCACUGCCUCAGCUUUGCAAGGAUCUGAGGAUAGUAUCGAUACAGCGAAGACAUCUCUGACUAGCCAUGGAAGGCUGAACUCAUCAGAAGACGGUCGCCCAGCUGGUGUAGACGAGUCAACGGGAGCCAGCCCUUUGAAGGCAACUGAGAAUGGAGCCGCUGAAGAAACACAGUCGAGCGAGGACAAUGCGGCGUCGCCUCCUGUCGUGUCGAUCCAGGAGCUGGACAAGAAACCAUUGGAUAGCUCUCUGCCCUCUUUCGAGAGAUCAACGUCAAGUUCACCCUCCGAAUCGACGACAGCGACGAAUCUGAUGACGACGACGAUAGUGACCAGUUCUCAUGCAAAAGUACCCGAUUCAGAAGCCAGGCCCUCCCAGUUGGGAACAAGUCCUCUGACAAGCGAUUUUGAGAUAGGAAGCAUGGCCUCCGCAUUGGACGAAAAAGAACAUGGCGCCGCUGGAGAGUCAUCCCAGCCUGUAACUGUAUCCAGCAUGUCGAGCAGUCCGGAAUACGACAGGAGCAAGAGCCCAAGGCCCUAUAAGGACGAUUCGGCGGAGUGGACCGACUCUGCAGAGUCGGAGAAAUUUAAGGGGGCAGGAACAGAUACAGGAGGGAAGACUGACGCAGAGAACAAUAGUAGCAGUAGCGUCGGGCAAGGCGAUAAAAGUUCAGCUGAAUCGGCUGAUGGCCGCGCAAAGACGAACAGGCAACGGCGACGGAUUGCUGGAGGCGUGAUUUCGUCAAAGUCCCUCAUCCCGAAGGUGUCCAAGUCCUCUCUCUCCAGUGCUUUCCAAGAAUCAGCGUCUGGCUCAGCAGUAGAUCAUCAAACAGAUGAAGAGCAUGGACAGGAACACGAGCAGGGACAAGGACAGGUACAGGACGAGACUCACAGCAACGUACAGGAGGAGGAGCAUUCCUUGGGAUUGGGUACGGAGCAGCAUGAGGGCUCCCAAGAUACAGGUGACGAGAACAUAAAGAGAGCAGGAGGCGAUACUACGACAGAGACCAGUAAUGCUGAUGUGAAUGCUACUGCCAGAUCGUUACCCGAAGAAACAGAUGCGAACAAGCUGGAUCAUGAUCAGUAGCAUGAGCUGAAGAUUCAACAUUGCCACAAGUGAUGAAAAAAAAGUAUAAAAUAAAGAUGAUGCUCUUCAAAAUCGCAAGA
Molecule: messenger RNA, 3790 nt
Organism: Gamsiella multidivaricata
Lineage: Eukaryota; Fungi; Mortierellomycota; Mortierellomycetes; Mortierellales; Mortierellaceae
Exons: 3
Coding region: 237-3710 (1157 amino acids)
Biological process (GO): small GTPase-mediated signal transduction
Molecular function (GO): guanyl-nucleotide exchange factor activity
Source: RefSeq, a predicted model, not a curated record